Molecule: messenger RNA, 1017 nt
Organism: Meyerozyma guilliermondii ATCC 6260
Lineage: Eukaryota; Fungi; Ascomycota; Pichiomycetes; Serinales; Debaryomycetaceae
Product: trifunctional uridine nucleosidase/nicotinamide riboside hydrolase/nicotinic acid riboside hydrolase
Exons: 1
Coding region: 1-1017 (338 amino acids)
Biological process (GO): purine nucleoside catabolic process
Cellular component (GO): cytosol
Molecular function (GO): purine nucleosidase activity
Source: RefSeq, a predicted model, not a curated record
AUGACUGUGCCUCAAAUCCCAGUAUGGUUAGAUUGUGAUCCCGGUAACGACGACGCAUUUGCAAUCUUACUUGCAGCCUUCCAUCCACAAUUCAAGUUGGUGGGUAUAUCUACCGUUCACGGCAAUGCUCCGUUGUCCAUGACCACCCACAACGCUUUAGGGCUCCUUGAAGUGCUUGGACUCGAACAAAACGAAGUCAAGGUAUAUGCCGGAGCCGAAGUUCCACUUGUCAAGAAGCCACAUUAUGCCCUUGAUGUCCAUGGAAAAUCGGGCAUUGGCGGGGCCCAGUUACCGGAAAACCCUCGAAUCGCGGUAUCGAAAGAUAAGGACUAUUUGACGGCAAUGAAAGAUGCAAUUGAAGCAUAUAAUGGUCAAUUGUGUAUUGUUGCAACUGGAACAUUGACCAACUUGGUGCACCUUUUUCAGAAAUGGCCUCAGCUUAAACAAUCAGUUAAACUCAUUUCCAUCAUGGGAGGAGCGUUUGACCUUGGGAAUGCCACAAAGUAUGCCGAAUUCAACUUUUAUGCCGACCCGCACGCCGCAAAAUUCAUUGUCGAAGACCCACAACUCUCAUACAAGACGGUGCUUGCACCCUUGAAUUAUACCCACAAAAGCAUAGCCAAUCUGGUAACACGGUCCAAGUUGUACAAUCCAGAGAAUUCUGAGCUCAAUUCAAAUCUCAGGCUGACAUUUCACAAAAUUCUCAUGUUCUAUUAUUCAUCUUAUAUCAAGAACCCAGCUUUCAUUGAGGGUCCACCGGUACAUGACCCUCUUGCAUUAUUCCUGGUGAUCAAAAUGCUUGCACUUGUCAACGGAGAAAAACCAUCCAAAUUUGAAUAUCAUAGGGUGGAUAUUAAGGUUGUGGUAGAUGGAGAACAUGAAGGUGAAUCAGUGGCCUGCGGUAACAGUGAACUGGGAGUGGUUGUGGGCGAUAGCACUGAUUUCGGUGAGUUCUGGAGCUACGUGGAAACAGCUCUUCGAAACGCCGACCACCAUGUGCAAGGCCAUGCAUUGUGA